AUUAUAUAAUAAACUAAUCUAACAGUGUCUCAUUUACAUCAAUUCAAAGUUUAGAAAUGAAUAGACACACGACAACAUUAGUCGUACUUUCACUACUUCUCGUGGUCUCCGAUCAUACAAGGCUAAUGAUUCGAGUUCACUCGUACGUACCGUUUUGUGCAUACACAUAUGAUUAUUUCUCUUAUUGUCUUGAAUUUCUCACGGGCAAUUAUUACAAACCCGGUAAGAAAUGUUGUGUCCAUAUCGCAAAACUUAACAUAAUUGCCAAGCACAAAAAAGAGAAUCCGAGACUUCUGUGUAAUUGUGUUGAGAUGAUGACGAGAGGUUAUACGCCUCCGAUGUUGGCUGAUAAGAUCCAAGAGCUUCCUCCUCUUUGCAACACACAUCUCAGCUUCCCUAUCUCCUCUAGCAUGGACUGUUCCACGUAA
This is a messenger RNA of Brassica oleracea var. oleracea, 428 nucleotides long. RefSeq names its product non-specific lipid-transfer protein 13. Gene Ontology annotation, molecular function: lipid binding. Gene Ontology annotation, biological process: lipid transport. Gene Ontology annotation, cellular component: membrane. The record is from RefSeq and is a predicted model, not a curated record. The transcript has a single exon. NCBI's taxonomy places the organism in Eukaryota, Viridiplantae, Streptophyta, Magnoliopsida, Brassicales, Brassicaceae. The coding region runs from base 57 to 428 and encodes 123 amino acids.